AUGGAAUUGGGCAGCAAGUUUGUGUACAUUGGCGAUGGAUCUGACGACGAAGAACAGGUGAAGGAGCUCGAGUUUUGUGGUGUCGUCGUCUCUGACAGCGACUCUGAUAGCUUGGAUGACGGGGAGACGUGCUUGCUUGACAUACUGGACACAGCAGGUCAGGAGGAGUACUCCUCUGUACGGGACAGCUAUGUCAAGUCCGGGGACGGCUUCGUCAUCAUCUACAGCAUCACGGACAAGGCCAGCUUCAUCGAGGCUGAAACCAUUUUCCAUUGGCUGCAGAAAGUCAAGCAAGCCACGCCGUGUGCAAUUCUAGUGGCAAAUAAACAAGACCUCACAAGUGAAGCAGCUGUCACUAGCGAACAAGGAGCUGACCUUGCAAAGAAACUGGGUGUACCUUUCUUUGAAACAUCAGCUAAAACUGGCUCAAAUGUAGCAGAAGCUAUCAAAGGUCUUGUGCGAACAAUCCCCAGACUUAGCAGUGACUAUAAGCUUGUAAUGCUUGGCGAUGGAGCAGUGGGUAAAUCCUGUCUAACUAUCCGCUUUGUGAAUGACUCGUUUGUGGAGGACUACGAUCCGACGAUAGAAGACUCCUACAGGAAGAUGAUACGGGUCAGUGGACUGCAGGCGGUCAGCAAAUCGGAGAAAAACACGCACACGUCCAGUCAAGAAGUAUACAGUUAUGCAGAUCCAAGAAAAAAGAAAAGUUUAUUUUCAAAACUAAAACAUUCAUUUAAAAGAAAAUCUAAGGCUCCACCUUCAGCUAAAUGUGCAUAUUCAGUGCAACCUCCAAAAGGGUACGACGUGAAAGAUGGAGAGAGUGACGAAAAUGUAGUGAUAGUCUUAGAGAAGAAAACAGAUGGAAAUGUUGUGUUAGUUCCAUUAAGGAACCUGGCUAAUGAGCCAAAGCUGGUCACUGGGGACCCUAUCAAGUGUGGUCAGUGUUUAGCUGUCCUAACUAGCACAGCCAGGCUUGAGAGUGAAGGGGAACUUAAGUCAUGGAAAUGUGAGUUUUGUGGGUUUACCAACCAAGACUUGGAUAUAGCCGAGGAUGAGAUACCUAAAGGAGAAGAGUUUGAUUUCAUGCUCUCGCCUCCAACAAAACCUGCACAAAAAACCAACAACUCAGCAGGCGAGACCAGCAAGCCAGAGAAGAAGAAGGUGUCUGAGGGUGUUACAGUUUACUGCAUGGAUAUCAGUGGCUCCAUGAAUGAAAAGUGUCACGUACCCGAGUCUCACUCUUUAUGGGGACAAUCAAGAUUGGGCACAGAUGCACUGGUAAAUAAUGUCAGCCGACUUGAUUGUAUAAAAAAAGCAAUACAAAGACUGGUGGAGCAGUUAACGGUUGAAAAACCAAGGAAGAAAGUGCUGCUGGUUGUGUUCAACAACGAUGUGGUAGUGAAAGCUGGUGGAUGGGGGGAGGUCACUCUAAUUCAGAGCAGUUUAAUAUGCAAAACAUUCAAUGCAUUGAUUAAUUAUGGUUUAAGUUUAUCGGGUGGAUAUCCAUCGAAAACCAUUAAGGACACACGACAAGAUAUAGAUGAAAUUGUCAAGCAGAUACGAGCCAUUGGUGGUACAGCUUUAGGUCCAGCCCUUGCUAUAUGUGUAGGCCUUGCCAGCAGAACUCCAGGCUCUGAGAUUGUUUUGUGUACUGAUGGUAAACCUAAUGUUGGCAUUGGUUCCCUGCCUUCCUCGGCUGGUGAAGAGUUUUACAAACAGGUUGGCAACUAUGCCAGGUCCAAAAACGUCACCAUCAACAUUUUAGCUCUGGAGGGUGACUCGGUACAGCUCAACACAGUGAGUCAGGCAGCAGAGUUGACAGGUGGCACCACCAGUAAACUCAACCCUGCAGAAAUCAUCCGCCAGCUGAGGCUGAUUGCCCAGAACGAGGCUGUGGCUACAGCUGUGACGGUCAGGUUUUUCUUGCACCCAGAGUUUGUUUUUGAUGAGCCGGACUACAGCCCAAACUUGAGUCAGCUGGAGAAAGAAGUGGGCACUGCUCGAAAAGAAAGUAAUCUCACAUUCAGAUUUAAGCUUAAAGACACUACAGCAGCAAAGGAAAUCAAAUCUGUCCCAUUCCAGGUCCAGAUAGACUACACAAGGAAAGAUGGCAUGCGCUGCUUAAGAGUCCUGAGCAAAUCCUUAGAGACCACCACUGACAGACAAAGAAUGGAAGAGAAUAUCAACAUACCUGUGCUAAGUGUUUCAACUGUCAACACUACAACUAGCCUGGCCAAAUCAGGGAAAGGGAAAGAAGCUCAACAUCAACUCAAAAAUGUGAAACGUUUGGUGAUGAGAGCAGCCAAAUCAGAUGAGCAGAAAGAGGCAAGACUGGCUUACAUAAAUGAGACGAGAGAUUUGGACAAUGUGCUCACAAAUGAAGUUAAAACCUUUGAGAGAGGCCAGCUGGACGACAAGUCUUACGCCCUGCUAGGAUCCAAACAACAUAAAUAUUUGCACUUCUUACCCUACGCUCAGAAAGUGGAAAAAAACAGCAACAGCUGCAUGAAGCCAGAAGCCAAAAUGUUAUAUUAUGCGUUUCGUAGCGACAUGGUCUAGUUUGUGUUUGAAAUUGUGUUGACAUCCGACCAAAUGUUCAAUGUUAAAAUAACUUCGUCUUUGUUCUUAAUUGUAAUGUUGGACAUGAUUUCUUCUAACAUAAUUAAUUAUUACGUGUAAACCGGUUAUUCGCCGAUUGACUCUGAUUUCAGCCUGCUUUUCUUUCUGGAUUUGCUUUCAUAGCCUUUGUCCAUCCAAGAACGGACUACAGUAGUAAUUUAACAAUACUGUUUGUGUACAUGUUAUAUUGGGUUUUUAAAAUAAAAAAAAAUCGCAGUGGCUGUAAUUAAAGUCACAUAACCCAAAUAGCUGCAUGAAGUAAUUUGUUUUCUAAAAAUACUACCUAAACUAUUGGGUAAAAGAUUGGCAAAAUCAAGACGACAAUUUGCAUUCCUUCAUGCAGCCAAAGGUGGGAAAAGAUUGUGAGGGGGAGCACCGUGUUUAUAU
Messenger RNA from Physella acuta, 3006 nucleotides. RefSeq names its product circularly permutated Ras protein 1-like. The record is from RefSeq and is a predicted model, not a curated record. Gene Ontology annotation, molecular function: GTPase activity; GTP binding; zinc ion binding. Gene Ontology annotation, biological process: endoplasmic reticulum to Golgi vesicle-mediated transport; signal transduction; intracellular protein transport. NCBI's taxonomy places the organism in Eukaryota, Metazoa, Mollusca, Gastropoda, Physidae. Gene Ontology annotation, cellular component: membrane; COPII vesicle coat.